Molecule: messenger RNA, 1230 nt
Organism: Oncorhynchus kisutch (coho salmon)
Lineage: Eukaryota; Metazoa; Chordata; Actinopteri; Salmoniformes; Salmonidae
Exons: 4
Coding region: 1-1230 (409 amino acids)
Source: RefSeq, a predicted model, not a curated record
AUGACGUUGAAACAUCUAAGCACGGAGAGGAAGAAGAACAGGGUUUUCACCAAUCAGAGGAAGAACAGGGUUUUCACCAAUCAGAGGAAGAAGAACAGGGUUUUCACCAAUCAGAGGAGGAAAAACAGGGUUUUCACCAAUCAGAGGAAGAAGAACAGGGUUUUCACCAAUCAGAGGAGGAAAAACAGGGUUUUCACCAAUCAGAGGAAGAAGAACAGGGUUUUCACCAAUCAGAGGAAGAAGAACAGGGUUUUCACCAAUCUGAGGAAGAAGAACAGGGUUUUCACCAACCAGAGGAGGAAGAACAGGGUUUUCACCAAUCAGAGGAAGAAGAACAGGGUUUUCACCAAUCAGAGGAAGAACAGGGUUUUCACCAAUCAGAGGAAGAAGAACAGGGUUUUCACCAAUCAGAGGAAGAAGAACAGGGUUUUCACCAAUCUGAGGAAGAAGAACAGGGUUUUCACCAAUCAGAGGAAGAAGAACAGGAGGAAGAAGAACAGGGUUUUCACCAAUCUGAGGAAGAAGAACAGGGUUUUCACCAACCAGAGGAGGAAGAACAGGGUUUUCACCAAUCAGAGGAAGAAGAACAGGGUUUUCACCAAUCAGAGGAAGAAGAACAGGGUUUUUACCAAUCAGAGGAAGAACAGGGCUUUCACCAAUCAGAGGAAGAAGAACAGGGUUUUCACCAAUCUGAGGAAGAAGAACAGGGUUUUCACCAACCAGAGGAGGAAGAACAGGGUUUUCACCAAUCAGAGGAAGAAUAGGGUUUUCACCAAUCAGAGGAAGAAGAACAGGGUUUUUACCAAUCAGAGGAAGAACAGGGUUUUCACCAAUCAGAGGAAGAAGAACAGGGUUUUCACCAAUCUGAGGAAGAAGAACAGAGUUUUCACCAACCAGAGGAGGAAGAACAGGGUUUUCACCAAUCAGAGGAAGAAGAACAGGGUUUUCACCAAUCAGAGGAAGAAGAACAGGGUUUUCACCAAUCAGAGGAGGAAGAACCAGGUUUUCACCAAUCAGAGGAAGAAGAACAGGGUUUUCACCAAUCAGGGGAAGAACAGGGUUUUCACCAAUCAGAGAAAGAAGAGGAAUAAACCCACCUGGCACAGAUAUCAAUUCAACAGCUAUUCCAAAUGGUUCAACAACUUCCCCCCUCUGGGUGUCUACAAGGCCUUUGACCCUACCCAGGGGCAGUUUACUCCCCCUCCCCCCAUCCAAGGAGAAAACACAUAA